This is a messenger RNA of Acanthoscelides obtectus, 832 nucleotides long. The record is from the annotation of a GenBank genome assembly. Lineage: Eukaryota; Metazoa; Arthropoda; Insecta; Coleoptera; Chrysomelidae.
AUUGUAUUGGUUUUUAAAGUCAAAUGUUUUUUAUUACAGUUUUGUGUUAUAUUUUACCAUGCUGUUUGGUUUUUCUUUUUUGACACAACCUGUAUAAUAAGUGCCCACCUGUUUUAUGAUAGUGCGCCAACCAACCGCCCCCCGUCGAUAAUCCGCGGGGUAGCGGAGUUUUGCGCUACCAGUAGCGGAAUUUUCAAUUUUGGGUCUGGCAACACUGCUGAUAACCUUAAAUUCUCAAGUUGUGUUUGAAACCUUUUGUGGUUUGAGAGGUUUAAUAUAGUUAUUAAUAUAAAAUUUUAGUAUAUAGCUUUGCAUUAUAAUGGCAGCAACUGGUUCAAAAGGUGGUUUAAAGCCACCGUUUAAUUCAGACUCAGAUGUUCACAUUACCUAUGAAGACCAGCAAAAGAUCAAUAGGUUCGCAAGAUUAAAUGCUAAAUUGGAAGACUACAAGGAUGAAAUCAAAUCAAGAGAGAAUGAUCUUCAGAGUAUUGAAGAAGCUUCUGAAGAAAUAGAGCUAUUUGAUGAUGAUGAGCAAAUUCCAUACCUUGUGGGAGAAGUUUUUAUUUAUCAAAAUGUAGAAAACACCCAAAGUUCUUUAGCUGAAGCCAAGAAAAAUCUGGAAAAUGAAAUAAAGGAGCUCAAAGAUAAAGCAAGUGGUGUGAAAGACAUGAUGGCUGAACUGAAGAUUUGCCUAUAUGGAAAAUUUGGAAAUCAUAUUCAUCUAGAAACUGAUGAUGAAGAAUAACAUGUUUGCAUUUUACCUAUUAUGGUUUGUCAAAUAACUUAUUGUUACUGAUAUAUAUAUUUAAUAAAUAUUUGUAAUCAAAAUAAC